Molecule: messenger RNA, 2721 nt
Organism: Funneliformis geosporum
Lineage: Eukaryota; Fungi; Glomeromycota; Glomeromycetes; Glomerales; Glomeraceae
Source: the annotation of a GenBank genome assembly
AUGAAAAACUUCCCAAAUCCAGCAAAAACAAGAAACUGCCCAAAAGAAAAAGAAAAAGUCCAAGAUAAACCCUUAGAACAGACUGCUAAACUACAACAAGAACUUCUCCAUGCCAUUCAAGAGCAAGUUGAAGCUCAAAAGCAAGCCGAAUAUGUCCGCCAGCAAGAGGAAAUCGCCCAAGAACAAGAAAGAAUUGCCCAGGAAUUAAGGGAACAACAAAAAGCAAUAGAGCAAACCUUAGCCGCAACCGGAAAACUUUCUAGACAAAAAACUAACACUUUAACUACUACCAUCCAAGAAACUAAUUUAAGUUUAGAAGAGCGAAGUCUCCUAACUAAACUUUACCUUAACGAAGAACAAAUCCUCGCUAUUGCUCUCCGAAGCCAAAAAGUUAAAAACCACGAGCAAGAAUUACGAGAAAAAUAUCCUAAAUUAGCUACUGAACAAAAAUUAAAAUUGCUUAACCUUGGCUUACAAGCCUUAAACUUUAAAACUUCCGAAAGCAAAACUAACUUAGUUAAAUUAAGACAACAAAUUCUCACCGAAAGACAAAACUUUGACUUAUCUCCCACUGAAAAAGAGCAAACACUAAAAUUUUUUAUUACCCAACUAGCUUUAAGCGAUGAGCAACAAGAUAAAUUAGAAGACAUGGGCAUUACCCUUGAUUUAAGUCAUAGCAAUCUUUUAUUCACCCAAGGCUUUAAGGCUACUAAAAACUACGAUUAUUUUGAAAUAUUGGCUUUUGCUUUUGUUUUAAAUGAGGGCAAUGCCGACACUCUUUGCGAACAGUUUACGGAAGUGGAGAACAGUUUAGUUCCUUUAAAUGCUAAGCAAUUAACGGAAAAACUCCAAACUCAGUUAGAAGCUAACCGCCGAGAAUUCGCCGAAAGAGAAGCGAUUACUUCCGCCGAACAAAAUAAAAAAGUAAAAUUAAGCGAACUAAUUCCUAGUUUAGCCGAAUAUAUUGAUAAAAAGUUUCAAGAAAGCGGCGGCCGAACUUUUGCUCCUCAUCCAGAAUCAACCGGCACUUCUAGCACUACUACUAGCCAAAAACCAGAGCAACCGGCUAAUACCGGUUCUCGUUACGAUGACCUCCUAGCUAAUUUAAGCCAAGAAGAAAGGGAACGUCAACAAAAGAAAAAAAAUCGCGAAGAAGCCCGCCGUAAGUUAGAUGACUUAGAAUUUAACCGCCGAGAACAAAAUUUAGACACUAAACAGCAAAAAAUCAAAACCGAAGAAGAACGCCGCCAGCGCGAGAGAGAAUUAGAAGAACAAGAGUUAAAGGCUCGUCAACAAGCUUUUGAAGCUCGCCAAAAAGAGUUAAGAGAGCAAGAAGAGAAACGCUUAACUAGUCAAGCCGAACAAAUCGAAACUAAGAAAAAAAUGGCCGAAGAAGCCUUAGCUAUUAAGCAAAAAGAAGCCGAGCUAGCCGAACAAAGAAAACGCACCGAAAUCGAAAAAAUGGAAAAGGAAAACGAGCAAGAACAAGAGCGGUUAGUAAUGCGAGCUAGGUUAAUCGAAGAAGAAAUGCAAAAAAGGUUAGCCCAAAUUGCCCUCGAAGACCAAGAAUCUCGGCAAAGAAUUGAAAAAGAAUGUCAAGAAAGAAAAGCCCAUCAUUUAAGAAAAGAAGCCGAUUUAGCGGAGAGAAAUUUCCAAGAAAUGCAAAGUAAAAUCGCCGAAGAAAAAGAAGCUCAGGCAAAAUUAGGUGAAACUACCGGCAAAGCCAGAGAGCAAAAGAUGGCCGCUGGUCAAGUUCAUAAAACAGCCCUUGCCGCCGUUUAUGAGUAUUAUCUAGAUAAUGAAGAGAUUAGCAGUUGCACUAAUAUUAGCCAUACUACGCCAGGCGGUUCAGCUUUACCAAGUGUCCGGAGUUUAUUUGCUAGUCAUCCCGAAAUGCGGUUAAAUAUCUUUAAUGCCAAAGUAAUGAGUUCCGGAGAAAGUGGCGAUAAAUGUUUAGGUAAUAGUUUUUAUAGCAAAGAGGGCUUGGAAGCCAAGAUUAAGAAGUUAAGACAAGAAAUUCAAGCUAGAAAAGCCGAGUUUGAGACUAUUAAGGAAAAAGUAAAGAGUUUGGGGGAAGUAGCCAAGGAAAAUAGCAUUGAGUUAGAGAAAGCCGUUGAAGUUAUUCGCAAAGUUAAAAAACUAGUUGGUUAUGCUAUUGGAUAUAUGAGUUUAUCAUCGGAAGUAAGGAAAGAAAACGGGAUUUUAGAAAUGUUGAAUGGAAUAAAGAUUGCUGUGGAUGGUUUAGGAGAGGGCUUAAAACUCUUAAAAUCUUUACCGAACAACUCAGUUAAAUUAGCCUUCUUUGACCCUCAAUAUGAAAAAGCAAACCAUCCUCAUUUUGGCCUGGGUGCUUAUUUUAGAAAUCAAGCGGAGUUUGCUUAUUUAAUCCAAAAAGAACCUUGGCAAAGUAAAGAAUUUAAAGACCGUAGUUUAGGGAAUGUUUACCAUGAACAACCGAAAAUAAUCUCGCUCAGAAAUCAUCCGCAUGAGAAGCCUUUAACUUUAACUAAGAAACUAAUUCAAGCCACCACUGAAAAAGGCGACUUGAUAGUUGACCCUUGUGCGGGAGGUUUUGGAGUUUUAAAAGUUUGCCGGGAAACUGGGAGAGAAUUUAUUGGCUAUGAUUUAACUUAUCAGGGAUUAAGGGAGUUUAAGGCUAAAAAACCUCAGAUUCAAGCUUUAAAUAAAGUUUGUUUAGAUUGUUGGGGGUUUAUUCGUUAA